This is a messenger RNA of Fusarium pseudograminearum CS3096, 645 nucleotides long. RefSeq lists its product as uncharacterized. The transcript has 3 exons. The record is from RefSeq and is a predicted model, not a curated record. Lineage: Eukaryota; Fungi; Ascomycota; Sordariomycetes; Hypocreales; Nectriaceae. Bases 1 to 645 code for a protein of 214 amino acids.
AUGGGCAAUUUCGGAACUGUAGUCACUUCGCUUCUGGAUACUUAUACAAAAUGUUUGUCUCUCCUCAAGGGUACCCGCAACCCUGAUGAUGGGACCUUGAGCGAUACCCAUUCAACACUAAGCGCCUCGCUUCGAUCUGACCGAGCACGAGUCCGUCGAGUAUAUGCUUCGCGGCUCUCCAAAGAUGGCUCUCGUUUCGAAAAGGGCGAUGCCCCUGCUCGAUCGGCUUUGAGACGAAUUAUCAAGAAACUCACCAGUACGCUUACCAACAUCGUCUCGCAUGACGGAAAGCAACAGCCGGUCAGAUAUGAGUCUCUAUUAGCCCUUUCGAAUGGAUCGAGCAUAGAAGCAGUUCGCACCAUGAAUGACUUGUCGAGCAGAGUAGGAUCAAGAAGCACCAUCUCUCAAGGUAGCGUUACACUCGAGUCGCCAACAACGAUCAUCCGUCGGUCGACAUCACCAGCCAAGUUCCAAAGGUCGACGGCACUCACCAGACAAGUCAGCGACCUACAACCGGGUCUCAAUAUUGACUAUGUCAUCGGAUUCUACCAAGUUGGGGGAGAUCAGACGACGCCUCUCAAAGCAAAGGCCAGUCGAGGGCUAUGGGAGUAUGGCUGCGUAUCCGCUGUACUACUCCCCUCAUAA